AUGAAGGCAGCGAGACGGAAAACCUUCCUGAACCUGAUGAAGGAAACUAUAAGUCCGCAGAAGAUGAUAUUGACACACUCAGACAACAGGUGGAAGACUAUAAAACACGAUGAGACAGAAAUUAAAAGGAUCACAGAAGAUACAAGAAAAAUAAAUAUUAAUGAUGAAAAUAAUGAAGUACCGAAAUUAGUUGAAGAAACUGUCACUGAUGAUUUGAAAGAUAGUAGAAUGGAGGAAGUGGACGUGAACUCACAAAAAUACAGACUGAAGAUGAUUGAGAAGACUUUAUCAGAUGUUAGAACUAUGAGGUCAUAUACAUCCGCUAGUACCAUAGCACCAGAGGUAGUGAAACAACAGGUGAAGAAGAAUCUAGAAGCGAAACAGAAGAAGGCCGUGGCGAAGGGAGAAGCCAGCGCCGUGACCAGGCAGAGAAGAGACAAUAGGGAGACUAUUAGAGAAAGUCACGGGAUAUGGGGCUGGGACGAAUGA
This is a messenger RNA of Danaus chrysippus (African queen), 489 nucleotides long. The record is from the annotation of a GenBank genome assembly. Lineage: Eukaryota; Metazoa; Arthropoda; Insecta; Lepidoptera; Nymphalidae.